Molecule: messenger RNA, 1892 nt
Organism: Labrus bergylta (ballan wrasse)
Lineage: Eukaryota; Metazoa; Chordata; Actinopteri; Labriformes; Labridae
Source: RefSeq, a predicted model, not a curated record
AGCCUGUUAAAACUCCCAUGAUUAAUUGUUAAACGUAUCUGUAUUGUACCUCCAGACCAUUAAUAUACAAACACAUAUAGGUACACUUUAAUAAGCUGUAACCAGGUGACAGUCUUGACAUGGCUCAAAGGGCAGACAGACAGCCGUAAACAGCAGAGACAUGUGAAAGGAAAACAUGGACCACACAAUAACAAGAGGGUGCUAUUUCACAUGUGCUUAAUUAGCCUAAGGACAUAAUUAAGUGUAUAUGAAAUGCUUGAGCUCAAGGCAGUUACCCAAAGGGUGGACGAAUCCUCAGAUAAGGUGAAACCAAGCUUCAGAUGUGCGAGGGACCUUCAUCCAUUUCUGGCCCAAUCCCACCUGACCCUUCUUUGUUUCCUCAGUACUACAAGCGACCUGCUUCAGCUCGUGGUCGUUUAGAGGGACACCACAAUGGGACUUUGGCCCUACUCUCAGGGCCACUUGCUCCAGAUCCGGUUUUGUACCCUGGCUGCUACAGUGCUCGUUCUCCAGCGCAUCCUCCUCGUAUUGGCCCCAAUGCUACCCAUAUCCUGGAAAGAGGACAGAGAGGGGUAGUGGGGGAACUACUCAAACUAGAUGGUGUCGCCAUUACCCCUGUUCCAAAACAGAAAAAACGGGUACAAGAUUUUGGCAAAGAGAAUGUACUCCGGCUCAGAGAAAUCCAAAGACGCUGCAAAGAGCAGGAGGCUGAGAGAUCCCAUUCUCGUCCAGCUCCAGUCAAAGCGCUCUGGACCUCCUCCAAAUACCAGAAUGUCCCAUCCAGGGUGAUGAUGCAGCUUCAAGUUUCUAGUUCAACUGCUAAACCACCGUGUCGAAACUUUCUGAAGGCCCACUCCAAAGGGGGAUCUGCUGCCACUCCAAGACCACAGUCCAAUACCUCUCUGGUAUUUUUGAAACGCCCCGCAUCCUGCAACUCUAUAGAGGACCAGAACCCGGAAUUACAGGUGCAAGGCAGGAGCAUAGACUUUGUUAAACAUAAUGCCCGGGCUGCAGGAAAAACUGUGCUGCGUCGGUCCCAGUCACUGACAAACCUCGGAAAUAAGCCAAUCCCCAGUGCAGUUAAGGGUCAGGUGCCUCAGUAUCUUGAGGAAAGGAAGGAGCAGUGGCAAAAAGAGGAGGAGGAGAGGAAAAGAAACGCUCCUGAUCCUUCAACCCCAGCUGGUCAUACACUGAUGCCUGAAAGUGAGAGACAGGAAACACUGAAGUCCCUCAAAGACACCCAUCGCUCCCUGGUCACUGAGCUUCUGUCACUCCCUCUCAAAGCUGACAGCCUGCGUGUUCGCUCACGUCGAGCUCAUCUUGAUUGUAGGCUUUCUGAAAUUGAGGAGGCCAUUAAGAUAUUCUCCAGGGACAAGGUUUAUGUUAAAAUAGAUUCCUAACACACACACAAGGAGGAAGAGGAGGAGGAGGUCAGAGAUGUAAGAGAAGGAGAUGGACCUGUACAUACACUGCUUCAUCAAGAUUCAUUUUUAUGUGUAAUUGCAUUGGGUAACUUUAGGCUGACCCUUGUAUAAAAUAGAUGAUUAUGUCAGUUUUUGUAAAUGGUUUUACUUUUUAUUUUUGAAUAUUGUAAGUUCUCUGUUAAGUGGAUAGUAGGUUAUAUGAUGUCAGAUUUUGAAUUGAAUGAUAACAAUAUAUGCAACUGAAUAAAAGCAGCUAAUUUUUUGAUGGGGGGAAAAAUAACAGAACCACUGUAGCUUUAGUAGUUAAAAUCCAUACCUAAAAGUGUCAUCUGAUUUGUUAUUUUCUUUAUGUAAAACUAGCUGUCGCUUUUGAAAAUGAAUAUUUUUGUGAUGUCAUGUACAUGUGUAUUUUUUGUAAGAAUUGGGCAUUAAAACGUACCAUGCAAUGCAAUGGCACUGUCGAAAUGG